AUGGAACCAUAUAAUAUUCAGAACCAUGUCGUGAUGGAAAGCACCCUUCCAGGAUCUCAAGAAAUAGCCCGCGAGGCUCCCGAUUUGUCGAAACUGUCGAAAGUCAAGCCAAAACGAAUCACUAACGAAGCGAGGAACCUCUUACUCGACAUAUUUUAUACCAAAAAUGUAACUAACCCUACACGACUGCAGAGGGAAGAGUUGAUCCAACAAGUACAAGCUCUGCCCAAAUGCGAACACUUUUGCAUGAAAAAUCUGGACAAGUGGUUUCAGUAUCAACGACAGAAACAAAAGAAGAGAAAGAACACGGAUGAUCCUGCCGCGACAAGUUCUUUAUCCGCCGAAGCCAUCGCAUCUUUGAAGACUUUACACCAAGGAACACCACAACCUUCGCUGGAAAUCAUUAAUUUAUGGGUAGAUUUCAUUCACACAAAAUAUCAAGCGCGUCCUGAAGAUGUCCGAACGUGGUUGGAUAAUCAGAGGCGCCAAAUGGACGAAUUGAGCCUGUUAACUCCGGCCUUCUCCCACUCACCUUCACCUACGGCUACCUUUCAUGCCCAGUUGCCUUCUCCAAUUGAUACGAAUGACCUGCGGUCCUGGGACGCUACCCAAACUCCCGACUCCUCGCAUGCGGCCCCAAUAAUGUCGAACCCAUACUUAUACUCAUUGCAUCUGAACCGUGAACCAUCCACUACGCGGAAUACAGUACACUUUAGCUCCGAGGAACGAACCUUCCUACCAACACCGACACCAGUGCCUGAGAUGAGCCAAGAGGUUGACCCUAGUCACUUUAUGUCCACGACGCCCACAUGCGUUCCCGCCUUGAAAUUGCAGCCGCUUCCAGACCCCAUCAGAACGGAAUUACUCCUCGCAAUCCACGAAGGCUUCACCUCGUUCAAAUCCCCUCCGCGUCCGAAGACUCGGGAAGGUCUGGCAACCGAGCUCGCGCCAUACCAAAAGUUGAUGAACGACUUUCUGUCCCAGGUCAACGACGGAUUGUUCACCAAGUGGGGCUUUCAGCCGGAGGGGGUGGUCGGGAGGCAGAGAUGA
Molecule: messenger RNA, 1050 nt
Organism: Marasmius oreades (fairy-ring Marasmius)
Lineage: Eukaryota; Fungi; Basidiomycota; Agaricomycetes; Agaricales; Marasmiaceae
Exons: 4
Coding region: 1-1050 (349 amino acids)
Molecular function (GO): DNA binding
Source: RefSeq, a predicted model, not a curated record